AUGCAACUAGAUGGGAUGGACUCACUUAUUAGUUGCUAUGUUGACUCACUUCAGAUCCUUCCUUUGGAAAUGCAGUCCAGAAUAACCGCAUACCUUCAGUCAGAUCUACAACAACGUCACUUACUAGCACUAGUUAGGCGCACUGUGGAUGAGAUGCAAAAGUCCGUGGAGCAUAGUACCAAAAGGAAGCAUUUGGACCAACUCAUAUAUGUUUUAGUUGCUAUCCAAAACAUAUGCGACCGUCGAAUCAAUGAUCUGGAUGAAUUAGAUGAAGUAAUUGAAACCCAUUCUUUAAAGCUGAUGAAUGCUAAAAUGAAAGUUGAUACAAUUGAUCCUCAACGUACUCGUUCAAAUACGGAAAAUGUCCCUGAAAGUGAAGUCGAUACCAGUGAUCUAGAAGUGUCUAAUCCCCAAUACAAUUGCAAUUUACUACGGCGCAACUUAUCUCAUGAAUCAAGUUUCGAUAAGUGCACUAGCUACUCUAUACCAAACACACGAUGUAGUGAUGUAAGCAUACGAGGUAAAGAACGCUUCCCAUUACGUGCUGUUAGCACUAAUAGUCGAACUGCAUCACGUCGAUCACUGAAUAAAUGGGUUCCCGGCGUUCAUCGCUUCAAGCCUGCUAAUUCAAUGGGCAAUAGAAAUGCCAACAACUCUCUAAAGUCCAAAGGUGAUGCUAACAAUAAGUCAACAAAUAGGACUUCAGUGGAACUCAAACAACAUAAAGUGGGUGUAACAUAUACUCGUUACUCUCGAAGUCAACAACAGAGAUUCAAAAGCCAUCGUGUAUUGCCAAGAUCACUUCACCCGAACCGUGCAAGACCUCAGUACUUAGAGUACGCUAUGCUGAGACAUGGUUCUCGGAGGAGAAGAAAUACGGUGUCGAAAUAUACUAAUCCCGACUCUUCUCGAAAUUGUGAGGAAACAAAUCUCGUAGGUAGUGUGAAGCGACGACAUGAACAAAGCCAUCCUAGCUUUUACAAAAACGACAAUUGUUUUGGUUCAUCUAGUAAAUCAAUAAGUGAUAUAAAUAUUGAAGAUAAAACAGAAGAGAGUGAUGUAUAUACCCUACUUAGUUUAAAGAGCCCAAAAAAGUUGGGAGAUAGGUCAUCUGAUUGGAAUAGCAGUUAUAAUGAAAAUGAAAAUGUGGCUGAUGUAGAUUGUAGUGACAGCAAUGGUCAUACCACAUAUGACAUGGGAUGUGAUCAAAACUGUUCUUCGCAGGAAACACAAGUCAUCAGAACACUAACUAAUCAACUAACAAACGCUCAAAGUGGUGAACCAAGUCGUCAAAAGAUGUAUAGACUCCGACGAGCUAGUAACAAUGUACAGUCAACACAAUCGUAUCACAGACCCAAUUCAUCUUUCCCACCUGCAUCACCAGAACAUGGAUCUAAUCGCAAUUGUUUAACAUCUCAGAGUCUUAGCCACGGCAACGCUAGGCGAGGAUGUCGAAGUAAUAACACCGUACGUCACAAAAUGGAUCUUCAAGUAAACACACGGUCUCCUCCAGGAAAUCCAUUUAA
Messenger RNA from Schistosoma mattheei, 1526 nucleotides. Lineage: Eukaryota; Metazoa; Platyhelminthes; Trematoda; Strigeidida; Schistosomatidae. The record is from the annotation of a GenBank genome assembly.